Messenger RNA from Pelagomonas calceolata, 990 nucleotides. The record is from the annotation of a GenBank genome assembly. Lineage: Eukaryota; Pelagophyceae; Pelagomonadales; Pelagomonadaceae.
AUGGCGGAUGGUGAUCGAUGGCAGGGCAGGCCUGCACAGCCUUCAGCCAUGCAGCGUGCAUUUGAUGAUGCCACGAACCGACUGGCGCGGCGGCUCGAGGCGGAAUCGAUCUCUGCGCCGCCGCCGCUGCGCAGGCCGUCGCGCCUGAUGCUUACUGGAACGCCGGCGCCGGGCCGCCUCGAGGCCGCGGCUGCCAAUAAAGAUCUCGACGAAGCGCGCGCGUUGUGCGGGACCGCGUGGACAAAUCGCUUGGCGGCGCUACUGCCGGACGGCUGGCGCUUAGGCCCUUGCGUCGGGGUUGGCGACGGCGAGCGGCUUGAACCGCCGUGCUUCGACAGAAUUGAAAGCACCGCGCUCGUUUCGCUCCUUGAAUUGCCAGCAAUUGCGAGGAGUCCAGAACUCACUCCAUUCGAGAAUGGGUUGAGUUCUGGACUCCUGCUCAACUUCCUAUUCCAGAACGAGGACGAUGGCAGAGUCAUUUUGGGUCAUGACACUAGCAGAAACGAGUUCGCUCUCAGGCCCGGUGAACACUUGGCCUCCGUGUUUUGUAGAUAUUCCGGGCUUCGUCGCGAUGGUAAAGUCAACGGCCUGCUUUUCGAAACCACCGCCGGUCGCUCUGCACCGCGCUUCAAGACGCUGCGUUAUACGGACGGGCCAGAAAGAUUUAUAGAAGCCCCGCCGGGGUUGGCGAUCCGCAAUUUCUAUGGGCGAGUUAGAAAGCUUAGAGCGAGCUCCUUAAAAAGGCUCCGUAUGGCGGAAGCAGAUGGAACGGAGUACCGGUUACUCGAGAUCUGUUGCCUCGGAGUCGUUUUCGGUCCGCGGACCGCGGCCGUCUGGCGCCCAGGCACACCUGUACGUUUCUCAGACGCCGCCACGGCCCGCGCGCGCGCGGUAAUUGAUCUCGCCGACGGGGAUGGGCCGCUCGGCCGGCUGCCCGAGGUGUUGGUCCACCUCGUGCUCGCUUUCGCCAUCGACCUCUUCCCCGCAUGA